Messenger RNA from Toxotes jaculatrix (banded archerfish), 3189 nucleotides. Its product is annotated as fibulin-1-like. NCBI's taxonomy places the organism in Eukaryota, Metazoa, Chordata, Actinopteri, Toxotidae. Gene Ontology annotation, cellular component: extracellular region. Gene Ontology annotation, biological process: extracellular matrix organization. The transcript has 18 exons. The record is from RefSeq and is a predicted model, not a curated record. Gene Ontology annotation, molecular function: peptidase activator activity; calcium ion binding. Bases 293 to 2395 code for a protein of 700 amino acids.
GUUUAACUGACUUGAUGCUAUACUCUGAUCACAAUGUGUUCCAUUAAUUCUUUUUGAGCAGUCCAGUAGCCCCGACAGUUAAGCCCAGCUCCGUCCACCCCGCCCUCACCGCCCCCGAUUCUCAGCCCUCACAAGGCGAGAUGUGUGUCGCGUCUCCUGCUGCUUUGACUGAGAUGUUCUGUUUCCUGACGGAGCACAUUUCCACAGGAGACACGCACCGUCCGCUGCCGAGAUCCAGCCGCUAUUAUAUUAUAAUAACUUCAAUAAAUUAUAUCAUCGGAGAGUUUUGACCAUGAAACGGGCCACACUGAGUCCGAUGGCGCAGUGGAUAAUACUUUUGCUAUCUUUAUACGGAGUUCUGCACGGACAAGAGAUUCAGCCUCCUACUGUACAAGAGUGCUGUCAGGAUGGGAGGGAUCGGGCCCUGGGAGGACAUGACUGUACAAUCCUUCCCCUCAUCUCGUCCUCCCACACCUGCAGGAUUGCUCAGGAGCAGUGCUGUGCAGCAGUGGUACUAGACAAGCUCUGCGACAAUGGCAUCAAAUUGGCCCACAGUCAAGGGGCCUGCGAGAGGCCCUUCUUCCAAGGAGACCCCUGGGAAACUCAAAUCUCGAAGAUGUGUUGUGACUGCUGUGUGCUCGGCCUGAUGGCAGCAAGCCGGGAUUCGAGCUAUGAGCUUCAGGGCCUGUUGCUGGGGAGACAGUGUGCAUACACAGCUAAAACCUGCUGUGGCAAAAACACAACAGAGGAAGUCAAACCAAAUGCUGAGGUUCCAGCAACAGAAAAGCCUAAGACCAGCACUACUGCCACUCCAGAGGGACUGGGCUCCUGUAAAGACUCCACUUGCUCCCAGCUGUGUGUAGGUAAUGGCACAUGUGCCUGUUACGAUGGUUAUCAGCUGGAAAAAGAUGGAGUCAAAUGUGUGGAUGUGAACGAGUGUCUGCUGGGUAGUCACAACUGCGUCCUCGGCCAAAUUUGCAUUAACACAGAGGGCUCGUUUCGCUGCCAGAGGGAAACCGGCUGUGGUACAGGGUAUGAGCUCAGAGACAACAACAACUGCCAAGACAUUGAUGAGUGUGCUUUGGGGACCCAUAACUGUGGAGCAGACUUUUUGUGCACCAACACAGUUGGCUCAUUCCGCUGCCACCCAAAGGAGAGGUGCCCUGACGGUUUCAUUCAGGACGCCGCCGGCAGCUGUAUCGAUAUAAAUGAGUGCGUGGCCCAUACCAGUCCAUGCCUUCCUGGCCACACUUGUAUCAACACAGUGGGCUCCUACACCUGUCGCAGGAACACAGUCACUUGCGGGCGAGGCUAUCAUCUGACUGAGGACGGAUCACGCUGUGAAGAUGUAGAUGAGUGUCGUACAGGCAACGUCUGUGGCGGCCAUGGCUGUGUGAACCUUGUGGGAUCAUACCGCUGUGAGUGCAGAAUGGGCUUCAUCUUCAACAGCAUCACCAAACUGUGUGAAGAUAUUAAUGAAUGCAGGCAUUACCCAGGACGACUCUGUGCCCACAAGUGUGAGAACACAGAGGGGUCCUACCUGUGCAGCUGCACCACUGGCUUCAAACUGUCCCACGAUGGCAGAAACUGUGAUGAUGUGAAUGAGUGUGAGGCCAACCCUUGUAGCCAGGAGUGUGCCAAUGUCUAUGGCUCCUACCAGUGCUAUUGUCGCCGUGGUUACCAGCUGAGUGACAUCGAUGGGAUAACGUGCGAAGAUAUCGAUGAGUGUGCUCUGCCUGCUGGAGGUCAUGUUUGUUCCUACCGCUGCUCCAACGCCCCAGGGAGUUUCUACUGUACCUGCCCACCCACUGGCUACACGCUCGCGCCCAAUGGACGCAUGUGUCAAGACAUUGAUGAAUGUGCAGCAGGGACCCAUACCUGUUCUGUCUCUGAGAACUGCUUUAACGUCCAGGGAGGAUUUCGCUGCAUGUCCUUUGAAUGUCCUCAAAACUUCCGGCAGACAACACAUGGAUCCAAACAAGAUGCUUCAUUCAGUGUGCGUUGUGUUAAGGCCUGCCAACCUAAUGACAUCGGCUGUUCUCUGGACCCCGUCCACCUCAUCACCCACAGUGUCCUCUCUCUGCCAACCUUCAGAGACUUCACUGGACCAGAGGAAAUAGUUUUCCUGCGGACAGCUGUGGCGGCUAACCUUGCUCCUCCCCCUGGUGCAACUGAUGUUUUCUUUGAAAUUGUGGCUGCAGAUGAACAGUCCUCUUUUGAUGUGGUGAAACGCUCCCACCAAGGCAUGAUUAUGGGUGUUGUUCAGCAGGUGAAACCAAUCAUUGGCCCCAGGGAUCUUAAGGUGGAGGUGACUAUGAACUAUGUAAAGUCAGGGGUCAUUUCUCAUCGCAAUGUGGUCAUCAUCCACGUCUUCAUCUCUGAGUUCUGGUUCUGAUAUGAGCUAAGAAGGGGAUGAAAAUACUGCAUUAACAAUAUAACACAUAACUUGGCAAAUAUUUAAAUUUAGUUUUGAAUAUUUGGAGAUGCCACAUUUAUUUUGCUGAGCAUUAAAAAAGAGCCUCAAAGGUUAAUUAUUUUUCUUGCAAGAUUUCAAGUGCUGGUGCUCUAAAUUCGGCUACAGUGGCAGUUUGCAACCCAUCCAGGUCAUUUCAACAAGUCUUUGUCAUUUCAACACAGUUCAUACAGAACACAUUAUCAAAAAAAACAAAACAUGUCAACCUGCUGGUGGUGCUAGAGGAAAAGUCAAGGGAUUGCCAGAGAAGAUUCAUUCCCUGGGGUACAAUCAAUCCAGUUGUGGAGAUAUUUCAGUCUGGCUGAAAGUAAUGGACUGACCUAAAAACCAACAUUGCAUCCACAGAGCCACUCUGUUAGCAUGGCUAAGAAGUCAUUUUUCAAGCAACAAAACACUAAAAUCUCUCACUCGAUACUUCUGACCCAGAUGUGUUGAAUGUUACAUGCCUUUUACAAGAUCGGAAUCAGAGAAAAUCAUAGACUAACGGGGUAAUAGUCACCUGUCAUCUCCUUAAAACCACUGUCCUCUGUGUUUAAUUUGAAUUCAGACUUUGUUGUCAUGAGUGCCACUAUGAUAGACUGUUGGUUAACUUGCUGAAAUGUUUGAUGUUUGCUCCAUUUCAUCGGUUGUGACAGACCAGAUUCAACAUCCUUCAUUUGAUAAUAAAAUGAUUCAUCUAUGGACUUGCUUUCGACAUCGACUGUGUUUUGUACCAC